Messenger RNA from Argiope bruennichi, 2607 nucleotides. RefSeq names its product RB-associated KRAB zinc finger protein-like. The record is from RefSeq and is a predicted model, not a curated record. NCBI's taxonomy places the organism in Eukaryota, Metazoa, Arthropoda, Arachnida, Araneae, Araneidae. The coding region runs from base 1 to 2607 and encodes 868 amino acids. Gene Ontology annotation, cellular component: nucleus. Gene Ontology annotation, biological process: regulation of transcription by RNA polymerase II. The transcript is spliced from 4 exons. Gene Ontology annotation, molecular function: RNA polymerase II transcription regulatory region sequence-specific DNA binding; DNA-binding transcription factor activity, RNA polymerase II-specific.
AUGGCUCAAUACCUGUGCCGACUUUGUGACAACGUAGUGACUUAUGGUGAGAAUCACCCUUGCUUCUUUUAUAAGAAUUAUGACAGUGUGUACUCACUUCAAAAGAGAGGAAAUUUAGAUGAAAAGGCGGAAGACAAAUGUGUAGAAAAUUCAAAUGACAGUUUUCGGCAUUCUAGACAAGCUGACCAGCAAAACGGAAGUAAAAAAUCAGAGCUCAUCCAUUUAUCACUGUUUCAAAAUAAUGAAGAAGCCAAGUCGCUUUCCUCAAACGGAAACAGGUGUAGAACUUUGGCAGAGAGCUCCAACAACGCACAAAUAUGGAAUCCUUGUGAUAUUUCAUAUUUCAAUCCUAUUUCAGAAGUUCAGAUGAUUGAAAUGAAUGAUAGUGAAAUUCAAUCUAUUAUAGUUUCUUCAGAAAAUGUGGAAUCUCGUUACAGACUUGAAACUGAUCAACGUGAAACUUGUAAAAAAAUGAGAGCUGUCACCAGAUCAAGCACUUUUGAUAUACAAAAGGAAAGAGAGUUAGGGGUAUCGGGUGUUAUGCAUGCAACAACUGAUGAUGGAUGUAAGAUGUAUCUUGAAAACAGCAAAUGGCAAUCUUUGAAUAAGGAUAAAAAUAAUUUCAUAUACUCUCUAGAAUGUGUUAUCAACAAAGUUAUUUCAGAUAGUAUUAAUAUUUCUGGAACAGGGAAUUUGAAUGUGAAUUCCGUUCUCAAACAUGGAAGUAAGGAGCUGAAAAAUAGCAAAAGGCAAGUAUCAGAGGGUGAGACUGAUGGACUUACUUCACUGGAAGUGCAAUCUCAGGUUCACAAUAAGAAGAAGAAAAUGGCUACAAACGUGAAGAAACUUAAUUCUACCAAAAAGUAUGACGAUGCCGUGGCUGGACCUUCAGGAAUGUGUCCUCGUAAGAAGAAAUUUUCUUGCCGUUUAUGUUCCAAGGAAUUCACUCUUCAACAUAAUCUCUACAGACAUUAUCGAACCCACACUGGCGACAAACCCUACAAGUGCGAUGUAUGUGAUAAACAAUUCUUUCGGAAAUCAGAUCGCGACAGACAUUACAGAAUCCACACUGGCGAAAAACCUUAUGUUUGUGAUAUUUGCGAAAAAAAAUUUAAUCAGAUAUCAAGUCGCAACACUCAUUAUCGAACCCACACCGGCGACAGACAUUUCGUAUGCGACGUUUGCAAUGAAGGUUUUACUCAUAAGAAAGUUAAGAUGACGGAAGUCCAAAGCAAAGAAAAAGUAACUUUUACAGCUUCUUCAGAAAAUUAUAUUUCGGUUCACAGACCUGAAAACGUCUAUCGUGAAGCGUGUGAAAAAUGUCUUUCAAGAAAUGCUGUUUCGGAUUGUAAUAAUACUUCUGGAACUGCGAAUUUGAUUGUGAAUCCUUAUCUGCCAAGAGGAAGUAAGGAGCCGAAAAAUGGCAAAAGGCAUAUGUCAGAGGAAAAAUUAAUGGCUCCUUACUUGUGUCCGUAUUGUCGCAGAAUGGUGACAUACAACGAUAAUCACCCUUGUUACAUUUAUAUGAUCGAAGACUAUGAAAACUCAUUACGGCAGCCUAACGAAUCAAAUGAAAGGAAUUCAAAAUACAACUAUGCCAAAUUUCCUUUAACUUUGAAUGACAGUUCAGGAAAUUUACCAAACGAAAAUGAAAGGUGUAAAUAUCUUAUGAAUGAUUUUGAAAUCACAUUUUCCGGAUCAGGUGGUACUGACAUUGAAAAUCAAAGAGGAUCAGAUGUAUCAGACCAGAUCUAUGCAACAACUGAUGACGAAUGCAAAAUGUCUCUUGAAGAUAGCAAAUCUCGGUCUUUGAAUAAAGAUAAAAAGAAUUUUAUGGAUUAUUUAGAAUGUGUUAUCAUAAAUUCUUUUUCAGAUAAUAACAAUAUUUCCAGAACUGCGGAAUCGACUGCGAACUUUGAUCUGCCACCAGGAUGUAACGAGCCAAAAAAUGGCAAAGUGCAAGUGUCAGAGGAUAUAAUUGAUGAACAUAUUUCACCUGGAAUGCACACUAAAGGUUACAAUAAUAAGAAGAAAAUUGCAACCGACUUGAAAGAACCUAUCUCUACCAAGGCGGAUGACCAUGCUGUGGCUGGUCCUUCCGGAUUCUGUUCUGGUAAGAAGAAAUUUCCGCAGAUCUUCAUUAAGAAAGAUACUCCUAAAACUAAUUAUCGAACACACACUGACGACAGGCCCUUUAUAUGCGUUAUAUGUAAUAAACAAUUCUCUAAGAAAUCAAAUCGUGACCAACAUUACAGAACGCAUACUGGCGAAACACCUUAUGUUUGUGAUGUAUGCGGAAGAAAAUUUUCCCAGAUAGGAAACCACAACAGACAUUAUAGAACCCACACAGGCGAAAGACCUUUCGUGUGCGACUUCUGCAAUAAAGGUUUUGCUCAAAAGAUUCAUCUUAAGAAACAUGUUAGGACUCACACUGGAGAAACGCCUUUUGUAUGUGAAGUUUGUAAUAAAGCCUUCGCUGAAAAGGGUACUCUUAAAGCACAUGCUCGUACCCAUUCUGGAGAAAAGCCUUACAAGUGUCCAAUUUGUGGAAAAGCUUUCACGACCAGCAGCGGUUGUAAUACGCAUCAGAGGAGCGCGCAUAAGUGA